GCUCCCGUCUUGUGUUUUCGGUAAAUAGGAAUCCACUUUCUCCAAUGUUUUACCAAGUUAGAUGGACAUGAAACCUUAUAAAUAGGCAUAUUAGAUACAUAUUGUUAAAAAGAUUAAUGGAUACACCUGGAGAAAUGAAUUCAUCUGUUGAAUUUAACGCCACGUUAAAUUCAUCGGAUUACAUAAUACCUUACGACACGAGGCCAGAAACCUACGUAGUACCAGUAGUAUUCCUCCUGAUAUUUCUCAUCGGAGUCAUCGGCAACGGUACUUUGGUGAUGAUAUUCUUAAAGCACAAACACAUGAGAAACGUACCUAACACGUACAUUUUCUCGUUAGCUCUGGCCGACCUGCUGGUGAUUGUAACUAGUGUACCUUUCACGUCCAUUAUCUACACGAUGGAAAACUGGCCGUGGGGAGAAACGAUUUGCAAAAUAUCCGAAUCCGCCAAGGAUUUAUCCGUUGCUGUAUCAGUGUUCACUUUAACAGCUUUAUCAGCAGAUAGGUUUUUCGCUGUGGUGGAUCCGCUCAAGAAAAUCCACGGUGGAGGAAGAAACUGCUGCACCACGCGCAUUACCAUAGUAAUAGCGGUGAUGAUUUGGGCUACAUCGAGCCUGAUAGCUCUGCCGGCGGCUAUGGGAUCUCACAUAAAGUUCAUUCCGAACGAAGAGAACGAGCGUUUCCACGUGUGCUACCCCUAUCCGCGAACUUGGCUCAAAGAGCGGUACCCCGAGUUUAUGAUAGUGUUCAAAUUCCUGGUGCUCUAUCUGAUACCCCUGCUGGUCAUCGGGUUCUUCUACUUGAACAUGGCGAUGCACUUGAUCAGCAGCACGAAGAACAUGCCCGGCGAAGUGCAAGGUUUGAGAAAGCAGAUGAGGGCGAGAAGAAAGGUGGCAGUGACGGUGUUGAUUUUCGUGGCUGUGUUCUUCGUUUGCUUCGCGCCUGGUCACAUUUUCAUGCUUCUGUUUUAUUUUUAUCCGGAUUUCGAGGAUUUGUACGACGCAUUCUGGCAUUACUUUAGGAUCACGGGGUUUUGCUUGGCGUACGUGAAUUAUUGUGCCAAUCCCAUAGCGCUCUACUUCUUGAGCGGGGCUUUUAGAAAAUAUUUCAAUCGGUACUUAUUUCGCCGGCGAUUAACGAGAAGUGAUACGUAUCCUCGUCAACAAACAUCCAUAUCCUUGUUGUCGUCCAAAAGGAAUCGCCAAGGCUCUACCAAAAACGAUGAAAAAAUUAUGCCGAAUUUGGUGCAAUAAAUCGGCCAAUUAUAAUAAAAAUUUAUUUUUC
Messenger RNA from Phyllotreta striolata, 1284 nucleotides. The record is from the annotation of a GenBank genome assembly. Lineage: Eukaryota; Metazoa; Arthropoda; Insecta; Coleoptera; Chrysomelidae.